AUGAUGUCUAAAGCUGGAGCGGAUGAGCCUAUCGAAGAACAUACAACGGAAGAUGCCGAUGCAAAUGAUUUGCUAGAAACAACUGAAGAACUAAAAGAUGCAAAUGUUGAAUGCGAGGAAAAUGAAUGGAACAAUGAAAGUAUUUUGGGAAAGGUGUUCGAUACACACAAGGAUGCGUAUAAUUUUUAUAAUGAUUAUUCAUUUGUACAUGGAUUUGGUAUACGUGUCCAUCACAAAUAUAAAAAUAAGGAAACAAAUGAACCUUUUCGGAAGAUAUAUGUGUGCAACAAAGAAGGUUUCAAAAGAAGGAAUGAUAAUACUUCAAAUGGAAAUGAAAAAAAACGUCGUAGAGAUGUAAGAACCGGUUGUAAGGCAAUGUUUCGUAUUACAAAAAAUAAAGAAGGGAAAUGGUUUGUGGACAUGUUUAACGACACACACAAUCACGACUUGAGCAUGACACCAACGAAGGUGAUGAAGCAUAGAUCUCAUAGUAAGAUCCAUCGUUCAAUGGAAUGCAAAUCUCUUAUUGUGGAACUAGGUCAAGCAGGAUUAAAGCCAUCUCAAGUUAAGAAAGCUAUUAAUGCAAUGAAAACUUCAAAUGAAGCUGAUGUUACUUCAAAACAAUGUGCUGAUGUCUUAUCUGAGCAACGAAAACAUUGUAGAGGAAAGGAGUUUUAUGGAGUUAUAAAACAUUUCCAAGACAAAUCAUUAGUGGUUAAUGACCAAUAUUUUUCGGUGGAUUUGUAUGAUGAUGGGAGCCCUAGGAAUAUUUUUUGGGCUGAUGGAAGAUCAAGAGACGCCUAUACUAAAUUUGGAGAUGUUGUUGUGUUCGAUGUAACUUACAUGACGAACAAAUUUAAGAUGCCCUUUGCUCCUUUUAUUGGUGUGAAUCAUCACGCACAAUCUAUUCUAUUUGGUGGAGCAUUGCUAGAAAAUGAAAAGGAAGACACUUUCGAAUGGUUAUUUGAGCAUUUCCUAAAAUGUAUGUUUGACAAACAUCCGAAGGCAAUUAUUACUGAUCAAGACAAAGCUAUAGGUAAUGCAAUAAGAAAAGUGUUACAUCGUUUUUGUUCAUGGCAUAUUAAGAAGCACGAAUUGGAACACCUUCGACCAUAUGUUGCCCGUUAUAGUGAUUUUCAAGAAUCAUAUAAAGAAUGGGUAAAAAGUGAUACAGUUGAAGAAUUUGAAAGUAGGUGGGAAGUUAUACGUGGUAAAUAUAAUUUAGAAACUAACAGUUGGGUAAGUGAAAUGUAUAACCAAAGAAAACAUUGGGCUAAAGCCUUCUUAAAGGAUGUUUUCUUCGCUGGUAUGACAACAAGUGGACGGAGUGAGAGUAUUCAUUCUUUUUUUGAUGGAUAUGUUAAUUCAAGGACUAUGUUGAAUGAAUUUGUCAUACAAUAUGAUAAAGCAGUUGAGUCUCGUAGGUCUGCUGAAGAAGAUGAAGACUUCAAGACUAUGAACUCGAGAGCUGUUCUUUCAUCUGUGCAUCCAAUCGAAGCAAAAGCAGGUGAGUGUUAUACUAGAAAAGUUUUUGAGAUUUUCAAAAAAGAAUGGAAGGAGGCCACUAGCAAUUUAAGUCAUGAGACUUUAAGCAAAACUACUGAAGAAAUCAAAUAUCGAGUUGGGCAACUGGACAUUGAUAAAAGAUAUUGGCGAAUUGUUAGCUUUCGUUCUUUGAAUCAAGUAAAUGUCGCCUGUUCGUGUGGUAAGUUUGAGAGAUGUGGGAUUUUAUGCAAGCAUAGCCUAUAUGUGAUGAAGAAGAGACUUGUUGAAACACUUCCGAUUCACUAUAUUUUAUCUCGAUGGACCAUUAAUGCCAGGUACAAGGUGGGUAAUCGUUGCAUCGGACUAGAGGAUAAGGAUAAUAAAAAUGGAGUUAGUGCCUUAACUUUGUGGUGUGUUCGUUCAAAUUUUACUAAAUUAAUUGAACAAGCAAGAGACUCCCCGUCAGAGAUUCAAAAACUCAAUACUUUACUUAUUAGUCUUUUAGAUGAUCAAGCGAUUAGAAAAAAAACUAAUGUUUUUGAAAAUGUAUCUCAAAGUUCUUGCAUGGGAAUUUCACAAGUCGAUAUGAUCCCUCAGUUAUCUGUCCGGGAUCCUUUUGGUCCAACUACAACCAAAGGGCGUCCUAAAAAUGCAAGCAGACUUAAGUCUUGUUUAGAAGUGCCGAAAAAACGAACAUGCUCUUAUUGCCAGGGAUUGGGCCAUUAUGCCACUAGUUGUUCAAAAAGAAAGGUCGAUGAAUCGCUUCAAGAGAAACAGUGA
This is a messenger RNA of Lactuca saligna, 2265 nucleotides long. The record is from the annotation of a GenBank genome assembly. Lineage: Eukaryota; Viridiplantae; Streptophyta; Magnoliopsida; Asterales; Asteraceae.